AUGGUAAACAUAGUCCAGCACUGGACCUGUGCAAAAUCAGUGAAGAUUGCCAUUGACACAGGAUACCGGCACAUUGAUGGGGCCUACAUCUACCAAAAUGAGCAUGAAGUGGGGGAGGCCAUCAGGGAGAAGAUAGCAGAAGGAAAGGUGCAGAGGGAGGAUAUUUUCUACUGUGGAAAGCUGUGGGCUACAAAGCAUGACCCAGAGAUGGUCCGCCCAACCCUGGAGAAGACACUUAGUGUCCUCCAGCUAGAUUAUGUGGAUCUUUACAUCAUUGAAAUACCCAUGGCUUUCAAGCCUGGAGAUGAAAUCUACCCUAAAGAUGAGAAUGGCAAAUGGUUAUAUCACAAGUCAAAUCUGUGUGCCACUUGGGAGGCUUUGGAAGCUUGCAAAGAUGCUGGCUUGGUGAAAUCCCUUGGAGUUUCCAAUUUUAACCGCAGGCAGCUGGAGCUCAUCUUGAACAAACCAGGACUCAAACAUAAGCCAGUCAGCAACCAGGUACAGUUUGACAGGAG
Messenger RNA from Canis lupus familiaris (dog), 515 nucleotides. Its product is annotated as aldo-keto reductase family 1 member D1-like. Gene Ontology annotation, molecular function: ketosteroid monooxygenase activity; aldose reductase (NADPH) activity; steroid dehydrogenase activity. The record is from RefSeq and is a predicted model, not a curated record. Gene Ontology annotation, cellular component: cytosol. NCBI's taxonomy places the organism in Eukaryota, Metazoa, Chordata, Mammalia, Carnivora, Canidae. Gene Ontology annotation, biological process: steroid metabolic process. The annotation marks the transcript as partial. The transcript has 5 exons.